Haliotis rufescens (red abalone) is the source of this 7276-nucleotide messenger RNA. RefSeq names its product protocadherin Fat 4-like. Gene Ontology annotation, molecular function: calcium ion binding. Gene Ontology annotation, cellular component: plasma membrane. NCBI's taxonomy places the organism in Eukaryota, Metazoa, Mollusca, Gastropoda, Lepetellida, Haliotidae. The record is from RefSeq and is a predicted model, not a curated record. Gene Ontology annotation, biological process: homophilic cell-cell adhesion. The transcript is spliced from 24 exons. Bases 439 to 5826 code for a protein of 1795 amino acids.
UCUCUGCAGAAACAGCAACUAGAAUCAGCUGUAUUCACUGAGAUAGCUCCUGUGCCUCCCGAUGUGGCGAUCCAUCAGCACAAGCUCCUUGAUGUCGCAACCACGACCCCUGCGCCCACACCUCCUUCCGGUCCUCUCCCGGAAGUGAACCUAGGACAAAGCUGCAAUUACGCCCACUGCGCUCAGGUCAACAGCGCAUGCGUUACGAAGGCGGACGGCAUCAGAACCUGCGAGUGUGUGAAUAAAUAUCUACAAACGAAUUCGACAUUCUGCAAAAGAGCUCCUGACUUAGUGACCAAGACAUCGUCAUUCACCUUUAAUGUGUCCACAGACUUCACUGGCAAAGUGGGAAGUAUACCUUUCGAUGGCCUCCUGGAAUUCGAACAGAACUUCUUCACCCUGAAGGUUGAUAUAAUACCAAGAGACGUACAUCUUAAAAUGACUACAUCAUCUGAUAAUGUAACACUUGAAAUCACAGUUCCCUUGGUAAAGUCAACAAUAUAUGCUCUGACUAUGGCUGCUUCCACUCCGAGGCAUACCGUGACGGAUACAGACACAGUCAGCAUAAUGGUAAACACAGCACUAAUACCAAAUGUACGAAACAUUUCGACGUUCGUGGUCCAGGGCACCAGAAGAAACACGUUGGUCGCGGAUGUCAGGGCGCAGGGCUUCGAGUUUGAAAAUGGACAAUAUACUUUCUCAAUUGAAUCUACCGAUGGCGCAAAACUGCUUUUCAGUGUGGAGGAACACACUGGCAGAGUCGUAUGCCGACAAGAUAUCAUUAUACAAUCAGAACAGGUAGUUGCACGGGAGUACAUAUUUAAGGUUAUAGCUACAUCCGGAAGUUCAUCCAUGGCCCUCAUCCGGGCAAAUAUAUUGGUGCUCAGACCUCAGUUUGAGAUAGCUCUUAACGAGAAUGAGGAAGCAAUUUUCAUGCAGUAUGAGCUCCAAAGUGAUAGUUUUACGAUAACCCCACAUGGUUUGCCAUCUGACAUCAGCAAUACCAAUGGCUUAUUUCAACUGAUGACAUCUAGAGACUAUGAAGGAGAAUUUAAAAGCAGUACCUUUUCACUUGUUGUCCAGACAAGCCAAACUAUAGUCAGGCAAACAUAUAUUUCUGUUACUUUGAACAUCAAUGAUUUGAACGAUGAAGCACCUCAGUUUCAUCAACUUACCUAUGUGUUCGAUAUCUUUGCUGGGUCAUACAAUGCCACUGUUAUCGGCAUAAUAAGCAGCACUGACCCUGACACUGUGGGCCAGACGUAUUAUACCAUAGAAGGCAUGUACAAAGAUUGGUUUAGUGUUGAUCCAUCGGGUACCAUAAAAUCGAGGGUGGAUCUGAAAAAGGAACAAUUUGGAGAAGGGUUCAGUAUGAGCAUUACAGCGAGCGAUGGACAGCAACCCUCGCGCUCUAAAGCUGUUGUCAAUGUCAACCUGAUCACUAUUUAUCCGGACUCUGAAAAUCUGCAUAAAAACUUUACUGUUAAAAUUCCGGAAGAGGAACCAGCUGGACAUUGGGUAACCAAUGUUAAUAUUGCCAAUUACAGCAACUAUCGUUUCAACAGUAUGCAUGCUGAGCAACUAUUCAACCUUAAUUCAACAACGGGACAGAUAACAACAAAAAGACCUAUUGACAGGGAGAGCCUUGAUGCUACGUUUACCUUCUUUGAUGUCCAGGCUAGAAAGGACAACGAGGAUCAGUGUACUCCCGUGACACUUGGACGACUAAUCUACGAACUGCAAGAUAUCAACGACAAUUAUCCUAUCUUCAGUCGCACGAUAUACCACGGUCAAGUUCCAGAAAACUCGCCACUUAACACCGAUGUAUCCGGUUUGAUAAACAUCCACGCAUCUGACGCUGAUAUCGGUGAAAACGCAAUACUUUCUUUUACACUUACGGGCAACGGAAGCGACUAUUUCGAAGUUGUUAAGUAUUCGGAUAAUAAUGUAAAAGUCAAAGUGAAAACAGCUCUAGAUAGAGAAUUAUUUUCCUCUUAUCUACUUAAUCUUACUGCAACUGACAAUCCAGUCGAUCCGAACGCCAGGAACAGUAAUUCUACUCUCCUUAACAUUACAAUUUUGGAUGAAAACGACAAUGAUCCCGUUUGUAAUGACUGGCCUUCAACAUUCUACGUUCUUGAAAACGUUGGUUUCGAGUUACUUACGAAGCUAACUGCCACAGACAUUGACGAAGGACCUAACGCAGAAAUUAUGUAUAGUGUACAUGGGGGAGGGUGGUUUUUUUCGGUUGAUCGACAAGACGGCAAAGUCUACAUAAACCACCCAAUUGAUCGAGAAACUUACGAUGUAAUAGAAUUAACUUUUGAGGCAAGGGACAAGGGCUCCCCCUCCAGAACCUGUGAAAAGAACGCUACAAUAUACAUUAAUGAUACCAAUGACAACGCACCGAUGUUUGAAAAUGGCAUCACUUAUAUGGUAUUCUACAGAGCCGAGGAUCAGGACUGUUCGAAGUUAAGUAUUGCGGUUACAGCAACAGACCCCGACAAAGGAAUAAAUGGAACGGUUGAAUAUUCGCUCAAGAGCAGCAACUUUUCUAUUGACAAAGUUAGUGGAUAUGUCACAUGUAAUUCUCCCCUUGACUACGAGCUCGAGAACAUCCACGAGUUCGCAGUUGUAGCCAGGGAUAAAGGUGUUGAGCCAAUGAGCGCUUCUCUGACCGUUAAGAUUCAGGUUUUGGAUAUCAAUGAUAAUGCCCCUGCUUUCUCCAAACAGUUCUACAAUACCAGCGUCCUACGCGGCGAAUGGGUUGAUGGCAAACCGAUUCUUGUUCUGAAGGUAUCGGAUGAGGAUUCUGGAUCAAACGCGGACAUUGCUUUGAGCCUUAACAAUUACAGCCAUGUCUUUGACAUAACGUCUGGCACCACUGGCGUACUGAGAAUUAAGGGUAGUGCACCAGCUGCGGGAACAGUGUACAACUUUAACAUAACUGCGACCGAUAAGGGUCACCCCCCAAAUACCAAUAAGACUCUCGUACAGGUUCGCGUGGGACAAAAGGAAGGCGAUAACCCAAUACUGUUUAAUACUACAGAUUUCCAAUUUGAUAUUGUUGAGGAAACAAAUUAUACAGGUGCCAUUAUUGGACAAGUACAAGCUGAAGUAACUGUAGGAGUUGCAAAAUACUCAUUUGUAGAAGGAUAUGAAGAGCUGUUUUGGAUCAAUUCUAGCACUGGAGAAAUAUUUUGCAACGUCAUUUUGGAUAGAGAGGAAAUCAAUCGAUACAAGCUGGUGGUACGGGUAUUACCACAGUCAGAAGACGAUGGUGGCGACGUGGCAAUUGUUACUGUAAAUGUCCGUGACAUCAACGACCACAAUCCAGUGUUUGAGGCUCGGUCAGAACAAUUGUUGUUCACGCUAUCUGAAGACGCCGGCAUCGGCAGUGUCAUAUCCUCCAUAGCAGCCAGUGACCCUGACGAAGGCAUCAAUGGAACGAUAACAUACAGUAUCUUGAACAAGAACGAACAGACCCCAUUCGAAAUUGAUGAACAGUCUGGUCAAUUGAAGACGAGUGGCAACUUAGACAGAGAAAGGACACCGAGUUACACUUUAACUAUUCAAGCAAAGGACGGCGGAAAUCCGUCCCGGUCUGCUGUUACCAAUGUCACAAUCCUCGUACUGGACGUUAACGACAACGCUCCAAUAUUCAGCCCAGAAUCCUACACCAAAACCAUAAAGGAAAACGCUCUUCACGGUACUUUGCUUAACGUAACUGUGUUCGCAACUGAUCUCGAUGACUCCGACAACGGCACAGUUACAUACGUCAGAGAAACUACAAAUGUCAGUGACCCAACGAACAGCUGUCCUUUCAGUCUAACAGAUAAAUUUAACCAAACAACGAUGGAAGUAGUGGGUGUGAUGUCUGUUGGCGGCUCCAUUGACUACGAGACGACGCAUGUGUAUGAGUGUUACGUCACCGCGGUGGACAUGAGUCGCUGCUCUGGUGAUAAGUGCAAGGGUCGCUUGACGGGAACUGCAACCGUUAGAAUCAACGUCCAAGAUGUAAACGACAACGCACCCGUUUUCCAAGCAGCGCCCUACAACGCCAACGUCACACGGGACAGCCCAGUCCCAACUCUUAUUACUGACGUCAUCAAAGCUACAGAUGCAGAUUCAGAGGACGGCAAUGGCAUCAUCACCUACAACAUCACAGAUGGUAUUGGGUCCAAUUUCUUCAGGAUAGAUGACAUAAGCGGUAAUAUCUCUAUCUGGUCUAAAUUGUCUGGACUUGACCACGACAAAGUCACUCUUACAAUUGAAGCUCGGGACAAUCCUAGUCAUGACAAACAACUCCAGACAACAACAACGAUAACAAUAGAAAUACUAGACGACAAUCCUAGACCGUGGUUUCCGAAGACCCAGACCAUGCAGAUCCUGGAAGAGGAGGACCCUGACGGAACCAGCCUCAACAUGACGGCUUUAGAUCGAAAAGACGGGAUGGUUACUAUUUGCAACUGCACAUACGAGCUUAAGACAUCAGAAUUCUCCAGCAUGUUUACUAUCAACAAGAGAACAGGAGAUUUUAGGCAGACCCAAAAAAUAAACAGAGAAUCUACCGGAAACACAUUGAAAAUAGAGAUCGAAGCUUCUGAUGAUGGUGAUCCAGCCAAGAGCGAGACUGUAUUCGUUACCAUCAACGUAACUGACAUCAACGAUAACAGGCCAUAUUUUAACACAUCAUUACAAAAUCAGACGUUUUCUACUGUCCAGACUGCUCCAGUGGGUAGCGUGAUUGGCCACGUCGUGAGUAUUGAUGACGACGAAGAUCACUACUCCAACAGCUCCUAUAACGUCGUCCAAAUUGAUGAAAGGUUAUUGAUUCAUGUAAAUGGUACCAUUGUCAUCAACAAACCCCUCAUCGAUCUCGAGAAAGAGUUUUAUAAGAUCGAGUUUGGAGUUAGCGUGAAGGACAGCCUUCCUCUGCAUUGGUCAUCAGUUACAGAAAAAGAGAACACAUCUGCCAAUGCACUGGUAUCGAUAUCAGUUCACUACAGUGAGCCGAAUGAAUUCCCUCCUAAAUUUACCAAAGCUCAAUACAGUACACAAUUGGACUUUACAAGUCGUAAAGGCACCGAAAUAAAACCACCCGACUUCAAAGCUAUUGAUAAAGAUGGGGACAACAUAACCUAUGUAAUAAUACACGGAAACGUAAGGGAUAUCCUCGUGAUGUCCGCGGAUUCCGGAUUGAUGACACUCCACUAUGAUCUGGACAGCACUAUCGAUGCCCUCAUUAAUUUGACUAUUACAGCAACAGACGAUGCCCUUUAUCCGAAAACAGGUACAUGUCAAGUGUUGAUAACACUGAAAGACAUGGAAGACACCCAGUGUAUCCCACAGAGGGAAUACAGUCGGUUGGGGGAGGACAGUGAGCAGAAAGCAACGUUCAUGACUCUGUUUGGCGUCAUCACUGCACUGCUGGUCCUUGCUGUAAUUGCAGUCCUGGUCAGCUGUUACAAGUGGCGUGUUUCAAGAAAGGAAGUGGAACUGCACAGGAAAAAAGGCAAGAACUACAGUUUAGGCGACAAAGAUAGACAAACAAAACGUGGAGAAGAAUACGAUGGAUUGCGAGAAUAUGUCCAAGAACCAGAACACGCUUACCAACGCCAUGAAACGAGAGACUUUUCUUCGCCAGAUGGCGUGGUAAAUCCUGCAUACGCACGAGCUCCAACUGGAAGGAACUUACGCGAACGCCCAGGAUGCAAGCCUCCCACAGAGCCUGUGCCGGAUUAUGACUUUGAUAUGCCGGUGGUCGAUUCAGGCAAUAUUCAACUUCAAGAGAUACCUCCACAACGCAGGGAACAUAAUAGUUGAGCAGGAACACCAAGCCGGGCACGGUAGCCGAACAGGCACACAGGACGAACAUAAAAGAUGGAAGCCAGGAAGACACAAUAGCUGAGAACGAACAUCAAGAGAACACAAUGGUUGAAAAGGAACAGGGAGAGGAACACCAUACAGUUGAACUAAUUCAGCAUAUUAACUUUAACUGUUUAAUCCUUGCAAUGUACAUAAUAAUCAUCAGUGCAUAACAGGCGGAGAUGUCGCAAUGUAAUUAUUUAUACCUCGUGAUACAAUAAACAAUACUCACACUUGACAAGAAAUAUAGAAACACCACUCACUCCGCUGAUUUAUUUUACAUUCUUUUACUAAUUUCAAUAGUUUUAAAUGACUAUGCUCGACUGUCAUAAAUAUAUAUCCCCUAAGUUCAAAGUAAGCAAGCUGUGAUAAAUUUUAUAUUUCCAUGUUUUCCCUAUAAAUAAAUCGAUCAACCUACAUGUAGUCCACGAUUAAUAACGAUUUCGAUAAAACAUGUGCAACGGUAUUUAUUUGAUUUUAGACACUUAGAUAUACUGUUCAGAACAUGAACUCUUAUAAUUUAGAAGUUUAUGAAACAUGAAGAAAUUAUUUCUUUUAGUAAUAACUUCCUCAUCUUUUUCUAACGCCAUUUCAUGGAUCCGUUCAUCGCUUAGUCAAGCCUUGAAACCGCUGAAACAAUAAGGAAUAUUGUUAUCCAUAAAACGAAUUAAUUUAAACCUUAAUAUUGAAGGGAACUGUAGCCACGCAUUGAGACUCAUGGUAAUUUCUCCAUUCCAUUUUUGCAAGAUCAUGUAUAUUCUAUGUAUAUUAUGAUACUCUUUGUACUAGCAUGUUACGUUCACAGUUCACACCUGUACUUAUAAUAUGUAUUGAUUUGGAACUGAUAUUCAUAAAGAAUGUAACAGCAAUCUGAUACCAUUAAAGCAAUGACUGUGGUUGAUAAGAAUAUGGUUAUUGUUAUCUCGGAUGCCAAUGGACUGUUUAUGCAGUUUAUGUACAUCGCUGUUUGAUAGUUAGUCAUAAACACUUGUUUAUGAUAUGGUCGUAAUCGUACAAGGAACUUUGCUUUCAGCAGAGAUUUCUCAUUGCAGGAGUAGUGCUGUACAGCGUCAGGCAACAAAGAAACAUCUGUCCUCAAUGAUUUUCAGUGAUCCAUACAUACAAUUCACUGCUAUUUUACCAUUCACACGCAACUGAAUCUGUUUGGAUGGAUAAUCGAGAUUGAUUAUCCUCUUGCGUUGACGUUUUAUAUUUAUGAUUAUGAAAAUGUGCUUGCCGCAUUUUUUUAGUAAUUGUUUGGUGUUUAUUGUCAGAUAUUUAGUUUAUACCAUACAUAUUUCUUUUAUGAUAUUUGUAGGAAUUCUCAUGUAGAUUUUCAUCUUUAAAAACAUAUUACUUUCAUGAUAGUCAAUAACAUGCAUGUAUGUUUUCAUAAAAACAAUAAACA